Paraphaeosphaeria sporulosa is the source of this 2049-nucleotide messenger RNA. RefSeq names its product salicylaldehyde dehydrogenase. Gene Ontology annotation, molecular function: succinate-semialdehyde dehydrogenase (NAD+) activity. The record is from RefSeq and is a predicted model, not a curated record. Bases 265 to 1692 code for a protein of 475 amino acids. NCBI's taxonomy places the organism in Eukaryota, Fungi, Ascomycota, Dothideomycetes, Pleosporales, Didymosphaeriaceae. The transcript has a single exon.
UAACAGCGGAAAUAGCAUCGAAGGAACACUUGCGACUUCUUGUACGGAACUGCCGAAAAUCCCCGCCGCCGUUGAACCUCCGCGGCGCUUCUUGUUCGUGGUUCGCUGACAGUUUACCAUGACCCCACCAACGCUCUCCCGCAGCCGUGUCGGCGCGAGGUACGGCGAAGACCUACACAUGAACUUCAUGGUGUUUCACUCUACAAAACUAUCUUCUCAUUCAAGCGCGAAGAGAACCACAACCUUACGGUUGCCGUCUCCACCAUGUCUUCACUCUCGGAAGAUUACACCGUCCCGCUCUGGAUAGACGGCGAAGCCCUUCGCGAGUCCCUCGCCACGUUUCCCGUAGUUCAGGGCUCAACCGGGAAGACAGUCCACCAGGUUGUCUCCGCAACCACCGCAGAAGCCCUCCGCGCCGUCGCCUCGUCCAAAGCAGCAUUCAAAUCAUGGCGCAACACCAACCACGUCAUACGCCGCGAGCUCAUUCUCAAAGUCGCCGCCCACUACGAGGAAAACGCCGACACCUUCAUCAAGAGCCAGAUGAUCGAAACGUCGUGCGAAGAAGCUUGGGCCAAGCAGAACCUCGAGUUGGCAUGUCGAUAUCUGCGAGAAAUAGCUGCGGUCAUCAGUAGUGUCAACGGCACGAUUCCACAGCUGGAGAAGCCGGGCGCCAUAGGCUUCGUGUUCAAGGAGCCUGUGGGACCGGUGUUGUGUAUUGCGCCCUGGAAUGCAGCGCUGAUCUUGGCGACGAGGGGUGUUGCCAGCGCGAUUGCAGCCGGGUGUACAGUCGUGUUCAAGGCGAGCGAAUUGAGUCCUUUGACACACUAUAUGAUCACGCGGGCGUUCAUCGAGUCGGGCCUGCCUAAGGGCGUGCUGAAUCAGAUACAGACAAGGAGAGAGGACGCAGCUGAAGUGACGGAGGCCAUCAUUGCGCACGAGGCGAUUCGAAAAGUCGAGUUCAUCGGGAGUGCUGCAGUGGGGAGGAUCAUUGGACAAGUAGCUGCAAAACACCUGAAGCCUGUAUUGAUGGAGUUGGGUGGGAAAGGCCCGGCGAUUGUGUUGGACGAUGCAGAUCUCGAAGAAGCCGCGAAGCUUGCUGCGAUGGGAGCCGUGGUCAACCAUGGUCAAAUCUGCUUCUCGACAGAGCGCAUCAUCGUGCACGCAGCUGUGGCGGAGAGAUUCCAGCAGCUGCUAAUCAAAGCAAUGGAGAGCGCCGGCAGCCACGCGGGCUGUGCUGUCAGCGCUUCGAUCGGGAAGCAUGCGAACGAUGUGCUUCGCGACGCAGAGAGGGCAGGCGAAAACUUUCUCAUGGGCGGUCCGUCCGACUCAGACAUUAGGCUCCGGCCGACCAUCGUCCUGAACCCUUCAACCUCCCGCAUCGUCGACGAAGAGACGUUCGGUCCCUCCACCUCGCUAUACAUUGUGUCCUCCGACGAUGCUGUCAUAGAGCUGGCGAAUCGGUCUGUCUACGGUCUGAAUGCUACCAUCUGGUCGACCAAUAUGGAACGUGCUUUAAAGAUGUCGCGGGAGUUGGAAUAUGGGCAGGUCCAUAUCAACAGCAUAAGCGUGUAUACGAGUCCGACAGCGAGCCAGGGCGGUGUCAAGGGAUCUGGAUUUGGUCGGCAGAAUGGGAAAUGGGGUAUAGAGGAGUUCCUUCAGGACAAGUUUGUCAGCUGGCAUGGCAAGGUGUGAGAUGUGAAUCCGACAGAUGUCAACGACUAGUUCCAUGGAGCUCGCGUUCCACCAUUAAUACUUCCUCUCCAUCGUUCUUGGAUGUCGCUUUUGCGACGGAACGACGCCUCGUCGUACUGGAGUCAACACUUGAUGCUGGCUUCAAAGUUACUCUAAGAGUUGCUGUACUAGUCGCCGUCACGGCAGCGUAAGAAGGUGUAGAGCAAGCAGAUACAAGAGGUUUGACCAAUUCUUUCCGCAACUCUAGAUUGGACCGUCUCACCUAUCGCUGACUGUUGGGCAGCAGAGGAAUGAACUUACCGAGGUCAUUUCCAACAAGUAGCACAGGUCUUCUAGAACCCCCUUUUUCAGUCAUCA